AUGCUUCUCGGAAUAUGUUAUGGGGACGCUGCCAUUCCACUUCCCGGAAAGCCUGUGCACACAGAGAAGAUGGAGAGAGUGCCAACCUUUGUAGCUUUAUUUCUCUGCUUCUGCGUUGUUCUCCUCCUUUUCUUUCUUCUCUACUCGCGUUGCUCUCCUCUGCCUCCUCCUGUUUGCGUUGGUGUGAAUUGCCUCCUCCACGUUGCUUUGUUCUCCUUCGUAUCUUGCAAGAACAAGAAGAAGCAGAAUCUCCUAUUUUUUGUAGCCAUUUCAAUCGUUGGAGUUUCAAUCCUCGGGGUAAUUGCAGCAACCAUCUGGUGGAGCUUUAUAAGGAAAAGAAAACAUGGAGCCUCCAAAUAUCCAAAAGACACAGUUCAGCUUGGGACAUUGGAGUCAUCGAAACGAAAUUUCACGUACUCUGAAAUAAUCAAGAUCACCAGAAACUUUGAGAGGAUUCUUGGAAAAGGUGGAUUUGGAACAGUGUAUCAUGGACACCUAGACAACACUGAAGUAGCUGUCAAGAUGCUUUCACCAUCAUCAGUAAAUCUUCUUAUCAGAGUUCAUCAUAAAAACUUGACAAACCUUGUUGGAUAUUGCAAUGAUAACACACACUUGGGACUUGUCUAUGAAUACAUGGCUAAUGGAAACUUACAUGAACAUUUAUCAGAUAGCAAUUUACAUAUCUUGAGCUGGGAGGACAGACUUAGAAUAGCGUCAGAUGCGGCACAAGGACUGGAGUAUAUGCACCUUGGUAUUAAGCCGCCAAUAAUCCAUAGGGAUGUGAAAUCAUCAAACAUUUUGUUGAAUGAAAAUUUCCAAGCCAAGGUAUCAGAUUUUGGCCUAUCAAGAAAUUUUCCUACAGAUGUUGGGACUCAUAUAUCAACAGUUGUUGCAGGCACUCCUGGAUACCUUGACCCUGAGUAUUACCUAUCAAACAGGUUAAAUGAGAAAAGCGAUGUUUAUAGCUUUGGGAUUGUGCUGUUGGAGAUUAUUACAGGUCGACCUGUUUUAUCGAAAACGGAUGAGAGAAUUCACAUUAGCCAGUGGGUUGGUUUUAAGCUUGAAACAGGAAACAUUUACAGCAUUGUAGAUCCAAGGUUGGAGGGAAACUUCACAGUUAACUCUGUUUGGAAAGCUGUGGAGAUAGCAAUGGCAUGUGCAUCCCCAAACGCCACCAAAAGGCCAAUUAUGAGUCAAGUUGUUGCCGAACUGAACGAGUGUUUGGCGACACAAAUGGGUGAAACAAAGCAAAACAAUGGAACUGAAAUAACAAGUUCCAGUGAGCUGAUAUCUAACAAUUCAAUUGCAAUGCUAAGUCCCUCUGUGAGGUAG
Molecule: messenger RNA, 1332 nt
Organism: Argentina anserina (silverweed cinquefoil)
Lineage: Eukaryota; Viridiplantae; Streptophyta; Magnoliopsida; Rosales; Rosaceae
Product: probable LRR receptor-like serine/threonine-protein kinase At1g51880
Exons: 7
Coding region: 1-1332 (443 amino acids)
Biological process (GO): protein phosphorylation
Molecular function (GO): ATP binding; protein kinase activity
Source: RefSeq, a predicted model, not a curated record